CUGUUUGGAUUUCUAGUUUAGAAACAAAUUGUUUAUCGUGUAACUCUUAUUCAGAGAUUUACCACUACAAGUAUGACCUCUUUAGUAGCGGACAUGGAGCAACUAAUAUUUUCAAACACUUUCACUUUGAGAUGUGAUGACCUUAAUCUGGCAGCUGACAAUAGAAGUGAUGAUUAUGAUAUAGGGCGAUGUAAAACAUGUGACGAAGCAAACCAUGUUAUUAGCUACUGUAGCAUGAUGGAUAAAAUUAAAGAUCAAUGCCUUUUAAAGCUACUAACUUUAAUUGGUAUUCUUGUUUUCAGUGUUAAAGUUAAUUUUAGGAGUUCCCGACGCCCUGUUAAAGAUAAAUCAAAUAUUAAAUGUAGGCAAGGGACAGGUUUUUUUUGUUGAGGGACCAAGACAGCUGCCAGCUAAUCUACAGGAGGAGCAAGUUAACACACCGCUAUAUGUCGCUGUACACAAAGAUCUAGUGUAUGAUGAUGAGGAAGCUAGAAAUUCUGUAGUCGAAUUAUUUUACAUCCGAGGAGAUAAGAAGGGGCUCUUACAAGUUCAAGGGACUUAUGUAAUCCAUAGUGCUGUACAUGGAGACCACAAAUCUCUUCUAGUUUGUGAGACAGACAUGAAGACGCUGUACACAACUCUGCUUGAAAAGAUGCAGGAAGCCAAGCGUCUUGUUCCAAUGUUGCCCGGGGAUAUGAAGCUUAGUUUAAGGGAUUCAGUUUUUAUGUUUCAUCACCUGCAUGGGAGACCACUGACCAUUUCAUGCAUUUCAGUGAAAACAUUUUAUUAUAAAAAAUCAAUGGCUAGCAGCAAUAACUCUAAACUAGGAGAAUUUAAUUAUGGAUGUGAUGAUGGUGAUAAUCUGGAAAGAAAAUAUAUCUUUAACAACACUUGUGAAGGAUACAAUGGGGCUCUUGUCGUUAGAUUUGAAGACUUUGUCUCUGAGUUUUCAAUGUAUAAUUAUUAUAGUAGUCAUACGCUUAUCUCAUUAGCUAUCAAAGAGAGACUUAGCUCACAAGAAAUGAGUAAAGUAUGCCAAGAUGUGAUGCAGAAAAAUUUCAUGGGAGAUAAUUUGUCAAUUAACAAGAAACAGCUGAUAGAUCUAAACUUAAAUGAUGCCAUGGCGCGACUACGAAGUCUCCAAUCUCUUACUAAAGUACCAUUUUUACAGUUGGAAGAAAUGGCAAACAGAGGCUUUUACUAUGAAGAAUAUCUGGAUAUAGUUUGCUGUGUCAUGUGUAAUAAAAGAUUCAGCAACUGGGAAAAUGCCCGCAGAUUAUUUAAAUACCACAACAUUCACAGUCCCUUGUGUGGCCAACAAUUUGGUGGUGGUGCUUCAAUUGGUUGUGCUUCAUUUGGUGGUGCUUUAUUUGGUGGUACUUCAAUUGCUGUUGCUUCUAGUGAAGGUUCUAAGGCUGCUAGAAAUUGUGAAGCUAAUGCUGCUGUACAAGGAUAUACAGAUAACAAUUCUGAUUUCUUCAGCACAGUUAUAUUUAUAAAAGGACAUAAGCUGAGGGGUCACCGUGAUGUCACUUAAAUAUAGAGAGAUGUAUUUAAUCAUAAUGGAAAUAUCCGAGAGUGGCGCUUCACGGAAUUUUUAUCUUAUAUAUUGCGUAGCAUAGGAAAUUAUAUUUUUUAAACUGUAUAUUUAUAUAUCUAAUACAAUAGAUGUUAAUCACAUUCAUGUACUUAUUGUAUUACAUUUUUUUUUUUAAAUGUGCAUAUCAACAUUAAAAAAUUUAUCAUGUUGUAGGACUUAAAUGAAAAGUAAAAUCCCUCAAAAUGUUAAUUACACUUAAGGUGUUUAGAUUUCAGGCAGGUGUUUAGAUUUCAGGCAAAUGAGGCAAUGUUUAACACUUUGCAUUAAGCCAUGACAUAGGAUUUUUUGUGGAUGAUCUGUAAUUAAGCUUACAUGUAAGAUAUUAAAUUAGGUAGGAUGCACCCAGGGAAUGCCUAAUUUUACAUUUUAAAUCCCUUUCAUUACUUCUAGAAUUCCAUUUUAUUGUCCUCCACAACCCCUGCCCCCAUUUUAAACUAUUAUCCAACCAAAAAAAGUUUCUCCAGAUUUUUCUUUCUUUUAAAAAGUAGUUUAGUUAAUUAUAUUAGAAGAAAAAUAAAUAAUUGAGUUUUACACAUCAAAACUGAAGAUACAUUGUAUUUCUCUA
This is a messenger RNA of Physella acuta, 2165 nucleotides long. RefSeq lists its product as uncharacterized. NCBI's taxonomy places the organism in Eukaryota, Metazoa, Mollusca, Gastropoda, Physidae. The record is from RefSeq and is a predicted model, not a curated record.